This is a messenger RNA of Seminavis robusta, 1449 nucleotides long. NCBI's taxonomy places the organism in Eukaryota, Bacillariophyta, Bacillariophyceae, Naviculales, Naviculaceae. The record is from the annotation of a GenBank genome assembly.
AUGGCCUGUGUGGCAGGUUGGUGUCUGCUACAGGAAGAAGAAGUUUCUGUACCUGUAUCAUCAUGGAGGAGACCGAUGAGUACCAUUGUGGCGGGAGACAGUUCCAUCAGCGGCGGCAAAGAGAUCCAGUCAUCCGCUCAUCUUCCCAAGGGGCACGAAGUGGAGUCCUCAGGUGAUGACAAAUCUACUAUCCAUUACACCUAUGACGACUAUCUCUCGGAUAUUCCCGAGAAAAUGGUGGGAUCUACCAGUGAAUACUACAAGCGAAAAGCAUUGUUUGACUACAACAAGGAAAUCAUUCGUCGCCACAAUAGCAAUCAUCCGCAAGGACACAUGCUAGGCUUGAACCAAUUCAUGGAUCGAUUCGACUAUGAAUUGCCACAACGAGGAUACGAUAAGACACGGCACGAGGCGUGGAGCCAAAAUCACAUUGACCCUUCCAUGCUGACUAAAUCAGAUGAUUCUUCAGCGACAACUAGCAAAAGUCGUCAGCUUGACUACUGGAGCUUGGUGGAAGAUCUCACAUUUUCCUCUUCCGAAAUGCUUCCCAAAUCCGUUGACUGGCGCACGUGUCCCAAGACAGGCAAGCCACUCUCCACUCCAGUCAAGGCACAAGGACGGUGCGGAAGUUGUUGGGCAUUUGCCACCACGGCUGCACUGGAAUCACAUGUCGCCAUGGCGUCAUCCAAUAAGACACUUUUCAGUUUGAGCAUGCAGGAACUAGUCUCGUGCGUACCCAACCCCAAUCAUUGUGGUGGCAAGGGAGGAUGUUCGGGGUCCACGGCGGAGUUGGCACUAGACUUUAUUGCGGUCAAGGGAAUCGUCGAUGAAUGGCACUUUGGAUACCAAUCAUUUGAUGGAAGGCAUCAAGUCAAGUGCUCUCUCCAGGAGGAGGAGGACGACAUCACUACCGGAGUGGAAGUAGCAUCCAGACUCUCCAAGUACUACGACCAUGCCGUGGCUACGGUCCACGGAUAUGCCAAGUUACCCACCAACAAUUACACGUCUCUGAUGCAUGCGCUCGCCAAGGUUGGGCCCGUCAUUGUGAAUGUAGCGGCCGACCCCUGGCGGUUCUACGAAAGUGGUGUCUUUACACCACGAGGGCAUUCUGUGGGACAAACGGAUAUCAAUCAUGUCGUGGUCUUGAUGGGGUAUGGCACCGAUGAAACCACAGGAGAAGACUAUUGGUUGGUGCGAAACUCCUAUGGUCCUCAAUGGGGCGAAGAAGGAUACAUUCGCCUCAAGCGGGUGGACCCGGCCACGCUGCCACAUCCAGAUGCCGAUUGUGGAAUGGAUGUUCGACCGGCCGAUGGCAUUGCCUGUACGGAACAAGAUGACGACCGGCAUCAUGGCCAUCAUCACAUUACACCACCCGCCGUCAAGGUCUGUGGGACUUCGGGGAUUCUCUUUGACCCCAUCCUGCCCAUUGGAGCACGCAUGCUGUGGUAG